CGCGCGCGCGCAAGGAGGAGGGCGAGGGGGCGCGCUCACACAAAGUUUGUGCCUGCGGGUUCGCCGCGGUCGGGCGUCCUGGGCGAGGAGGCCGGGACGGAGGGGCCCGGCAGGCGGUGGUGGCGAUGCGUCGCACCCCGCCGAGCCCGUCCCGCCGCGCUGGGUGAGGCGGCUCCUGGAGCGCGGCCGCGGCCAUGGGCACCUUGGGCAAAGCGAGAGAAGCUCCGCGGAAACCUCAUGGCUGCAGAGCAGCCCCUAAAGCAAGACUAGAGGGGAAGCCCUCCAGCAGCCCCCUCCCCUCCCAUCCCAGCCUGGCCCAGAUCACCCAGUUCCGAAUGAUGGUGUCUCUGGGACAUUUAGCCAAAGGAGCCAGCCUGGACGAUCUCAUCGACAGCUGUGUUCAAUCUUUCGAUGCAGACGGAAACCUGUGUCGAAGUAACCAACUGUUGCAAGUCAUGCUGACCAUGCACCGAAUUCUCAUUUCCUCUGCUGAACUGCUCCAGAAAGUUAUCACUCUCUAUAAGGAUGCCUUGGCAAAGAAUUCACCAGGGCUUUGCCUGAAGAUCUGCUAUUUUGUAAGGUAUUGGAUAACAGAAUUCUGGAUCAUGUUUAAAAUGGAUGCCAGCUUGGCAAGCACUAUGGAAGAGUUUCAGGAACUGGUAAAAGCUAACGGCCAGGAGCUGCACUGCCGCCUGAUUGACACAACUCAAAUCAAUGCCCGUGACUGGUCCAGGAAACUGACUCAAAGGAUAAAAUCGAACACCAGCAAGAAACGGAAAGUCUCCCUGCUCUUUGACCAUCUGGAACCAGAAGAGCUCUCCGAGCACCUUACCUACCUGGAGUUCAAGUCGUUCCGGAGGAUAUCUUUCUCCGAUUAUCAGAAUUACCUUGUGAAUAGCUGCGUGAAGGAGAACCCUACCAUGGAGCGGUCCAUUGCCCUGUGUAACGGCAUCUCCCAGUGGGUACAACUGAUGGUUCUCAGCCGCCCCACCCCCCAGCUCCGAGCUGAAGUCUUCAUCAAGUUCAUCCAGGUGGCUCAGAAGCUCCACCAACUACAGAACUUCAAUACGUUGAUGGCUGUGAUAGGAGGGCUCUGUCACAGCUCAAUCUCCAGGCUCAAGGAGACAAGUUCACAUGUCCCGCAUGAAAUCAAUAAGGUUCUGGGUGAGAUGACCGAGCUGCUGUCCUCCUGCAGAAACUAUGACAACUACCGGCGUGCCUACGGGGAGUGCACCCACUUCAAGAUCCCCAUCCUGGGGGUACACCUCAAGGACCUCAUCUCCCUGUAUGAAGCCAUGCCCGACUAUCUGGAGGAGGGGAAGGUGAACGUCCACAAGCUGCUGGCCCUUUACAAUCAUAUCAACGAACUGGUCCAGCUGCAAGAGGUGGCCCCACCCCUGGAGGCCAACAAGGACCUGGUGCACCUGCUGACGUUAUCCCUAGAUCUCUACUACACUGAAGACGAAAUCUACGAGCUUUCUUAUGCCCGGGAACCCAGGAACCACAAAGCCCCACCACUAACACCUUCAAAGCCACCAGUAGUAGUGGACUGGGCCUCUGGAGUAUCUCCCAAACCUGAUCCAAAGACCAUAAGCAAACAUGUUCAGAGGAUGGUGGAUUCUGUCUUCAAGAACUAUGAUCAUGACCAGGAUGGAUACAUUUCCCAGGAAGAAUUUGAAAAGAUUGCUGCGAGUUUUCCAUUUUCCUUCUGUGUGAUGGACAAAGACAGGGAAGGCCUCAUCAGCAGAGAAGAGAUCACUGCCUACUUCAUGAGGGCCAGCUCCAUCUACUCCAAGCUGGGCCUGGGCUUUCCUCACAGCUUCCAAGAGACAACCUACCUGAAGCCCACUUUCUGUGACAACUGUGCUGGAUUUCUCUGGGGAGUGAUCAAACAAGGGUAUCGGUGUAAAGACUGCGGGAUGAACUGCCACAAACAAUGCAAAGACCUGGUUGUGUUCGAGUGCAAGAAGCGAGCCAAGAACUCAACAGCUCCCACAGAGAACAGCACCUCUGUGGGGCCAGCGUCCAGCCUUUGCUCGUUGGGAGCCAAAGAUCUGCUCCAUGCACCAGAGGAAGGACAUUUCACAUUCCCUAACGGGGAGGCUGUGGAACAACACAAUGAGGAGAGUAAGGAUCGGACCAUCAUGCUCAUGGGAGUGUCCGCACAGAAGAUUUCUGUUCGGCUGAAGAGGACUGUUGCCCACAAGGCCACCCAGACCGAAGCACUGUCUUGGCUUGGCAGUGAGGGCCCUUCCAGUCACUUUGUGCUGUCCUCCCCAAGGAAGACAGCCCAGGAUACUCUGUAUGUACUUCCCAGCACUACAUCUCCAUGCCCCAGCCCAGUCUUGGUCAGAAAGCAGGCUUUCGUCAAGUGGGAGAAUAAAGAAUCCCUCAUAAAAUCAAAGGAGGAGCUCCGUCACCUCAGACUCCCAACCUACCAAGAGCUGGAACAGGAAAUAAAUACCCUGAAAGCAGAUAAUAAUGCUCUAAAGAUCCAACUGAAAUAUGCACAGAAGAAGAUAGAAACCCUCCAGCUUGCAAGAAGCAAUCAUGUCUUGGCACAGAUGGAGCAGGGUGACUGUUCUUAGCCCAGAAACUCAAGCAGCACAAACUGCAGAGUGUAUCAGAGAUCUCAUUUCCUAAACCUCUUAACACAAAGACCUGGGAAACCUUAGACUGACUGGCUUUCAAAAGGGUACUUUAAAGAAGGAAAGCUGGUUACUCUUUCGUUACUUAAAAGAUUCCAACUGUGCGGUAUGGUUUUCUCUUCCAGCCAGUUGAAUCAAAGGGAGGAAAGCUGAAGAAUGCAAAAUAUUUGCCAUUCAUACCAGAAUUUUUUUUUCCCCUGGGACUAAUAUCAAAAGCAUGAUAAAAAACAUGACUAUAGUUUUCUGACAAGAUAGCUUCUUCUAUCUAUGUGGCCUGCCCAGCUGCUUCUUCCUUAGAACUAAA
This is a messenger RNA of Balaenoptera acutorostrata (minke whale), 2952 nucleotides long. RefSeq names its product RAS guanyl releasing protein 1 (gene RASGRP1). Gene Ontology annotation, biological process: Ras protein signal transduction; positive regulation of GTPase activity. The record is from RefSeq and is a predicted model, not a curated record. Bases 195 to 2588 code for a protein of 797 amino acids. NCBI's taxonomy places the organism in Eukaryota, Metazoa, Chordata, Mammalia, Artiodactyla, Balaenopteridae. Gene Ontology annotation, molecular function: guanyl-nucleotide exchange factor activity; calcium ion binding. The transcript is spliced from 17 exons. Gene Ontology annotation, cellular component: plasma membrane.